AUGGUCGAUGGCCGUCCCGAACGAGCGGCUUUGCUUGACAGACGAGUCAGCGCAAAGCAAAGAAGAUCAUCUGACCUGCCGCCAAGGCUCGAGGCUGAGGCUCGAAGGCUGGCAGGACAGAGAGAGCGAGAGAGCGUUGGGUGGCAUCGGAGGCACUCCGAGCUGGGCCAUGGCUGCGCCGGCAAGGAAAGCGCGUUGGAGGCCGGCCAUCUAGCCGAGACGAGACCGACUUGGGGCGCCGUCCCAACGGGGAAUUCUGGCUUAAUUUCGCACGCGACAUCUGCCUUUUCGCCUCCACUGCAGAGCGGCCGUGAAGGGUCCGUGCCAUCUUCCCCCGCCCGCACGCCCACUCCCAUAUAUACUCUCUCCCCUACGCUCGCUCUGCACUCGCACCCGCUCCUCUUCGCAUCAACAUCAACUCGACCACCGCACCGGAGCUAUACAGCCAUGUCUGCACCUACUACCAUGAAGGCGGUCGUCAUCCAGGGCCCCGAAAAGGUUGCUGUGGUCGAAAGACCCAUCCCGACGCCCGGUCCGGGUGAAGUGGUGGUCAAGGUGAGCCUGGCGGCGCUGUGCGGUUCGGACCUGCACAUCUACCGCGGCCACCAGCCCGUGCCGCACUACGACUUUGUGCUCGGCCACGAGUUUGUCGGCUCGGUCCACACCAUCGGCGAGGGGAUCAAGAACUGGAAGCAGGGCGACAAGGUGGUGUCGCCCUUCACCGUGUCGUGUGGCGACUGCUUCUUCUGCAACCGCGGCCAGACUGGUCGAUGCACCCAGUCGCGCGUCUUUGGCAGUGUUCCGCUCGACGGCGCACAGGCAGAGUACGUCCUCGUGCCGCUCGCCGAUACCACCCUCUACCCGAUCCCCGCCGACGUGCCCGACGAGAUCAUGCUGCUCACCGCCGACAUCUUCCCCACGGGCUACUUUGUCGCCAACAACGCCUACACCAUGCUCAACGAUGCCGAGCGCAAGGACUCGGUGGCGGUCGUCAUCGGCUGUGGCCCCGUCGGACUUUGUGCCGUCACGGCAGCUUGCUCGUUCUUCAAGACGGUCUAUGCCAUCGACAGCGUGCCCGAGCGCCUGGCCGAAGCCAAAAAGCACGGCGCCAUCCCGCUUCACCUCACCAACGACGACUGCGUUCAGGUGCUCAAGGACGCCACCGAGGGUCGCGGAGCCGAUGUGGCGCUCGAGGUGGUGGGUGCAGAGGAUGCGCUCAAGCUCGCCGUCAAGAUCGUGCGCAACUUUGGCGUGGUGUCGUCGUGCGGUAUCCACACGCACGCCGUCACGCUCGAGGGGCUCGAUCUGUACAACAAGAAUCUGCGAUUCCAGUUCGGCCGCUGCCCCGUGCGCGCCGUCUUUGACCCGGCCGUCAAGCUUCUCGCCAAACACCACGACUUGUUCGGCAGCUUCAUCCAGCACACGCGACCCAUCGAGGACGCGCCCGAGUACUACAAGCUCUUCAACGACCGAAAGGUGCUCAAGACCGUAUUCAAAAUGCAGCACUAA
Moesziomyces aphidis is the source of this 1509-nucleotide messenger RNA. The record is from the annotation of a GenBank genome assembly. Lineage: Eukaryota; Fungi; Basidiomycota; Ustilaginomycetes; Ustilaginales; Ustilaginaceae.